Messenger RNA from Ornithorhynchus anatinus (platypus), 6823 nucleotides. It is a transcript of the gene SLC23A2, whose product is annotated as solute carrier family 23 member 2. Gene Ontology annotation, cellular component: membrane. The transcript has 19 exons. The record is from RefSeq and is a predicted model, not a curated record. Gene Ontology annotation, biological process: L-ascorbic acid metabolic process; transmembrane transport. The coding region runs from base 560 to 2536 and encodes 658 amino acids. Gene Ontology annotation, molecular function: transmembrane transporter activity. Lineage: Eukaryota; Metazoa; Chordata; Mammalia; Monotremata; Ornithorhynchidae.
AGCAGCAGCAGCAGCGGGAGCUGCAGUUGCAGCCGUUGCAGCGGGAGCCGCAGGAGGAGGGGCAGAUCCCCCCUCCUCCUCGUCCUCGUCCUCCUCCUCCUCCAUCAUCAAUCGUCCCCGGCGGGCUCCGCAGCGCCCCGCACCAGAUAACGGUCCGGGUGCCAUCCCGUCCGGCCCUCCGGGGUCCCCGCCCCGCCCCGCCCCGCCGUCCGUCUCCGGCCAUCGUCGCGUCCGCCGAGCGCUCGCCGUGCGCGGAACGCCGUCCCCAGAGCUUUCGCGGAGGGUGUUGGCUGAGCUCGUGCUCCGGACACUGCGGGGAGAGGACCGGCCCCCGGGAUCGGAUCCGCACAUCAUGAUGUAGUGCCAGGGAAGAACAUGGUGGAGAGGAAGAGCAAGGGAGAGAGACGGUGAAGAGCGGUCGCCCGCAGCCAGCCGCCGGGCACCUGGAGGGGGAAGCUCCGAGGACGGAGCCCCCCGCCCCCCGCCGCCCCGCUUCUACCCCGGCCCGGGCUCUCCGCCGAUUCCCUCCGUCCCGCCGCCUCCCCUCGCGCUCCCAGCCAUGGGCAUCGGCAAGAACACCACCUCCAAAUCCGUGGAGACGGGAAGUUCCACCGAGGGCAAGUACGAAGACGAGUCGAAACACCCCGCUUUCUUCACUCUGCCGGCGGUGAUCAACGGGGGAGCCACCCCCAGCGGUGACCAGGACACAGAGGACACGGAGCUGAUGGCCAUCUACACCACGGAGAAUGGCAUCGCCGACAAGAGCUCCCUUGCAGAAACACUGAACAGUACCGGAAGCUUGGAUCCUCAGAGAACAGAUAUGAUUUAUACGAUAGAAGAUGUCCCUCCUUGGUACCUGUGCAUAUUUUUGGGGUUACAGCACUACCUGACGUGUUUCAGCGGCACCAUCGCGGUGCCCUUCCUGCUGGCAGACGCGAUGUGCGUGGGCUACGAUCAGUGGGCCACCAGCCAGCUCAUCGGAACCAUUUUCUUCUGCGUGGGAAUCACCACCUUGUUGCAGACGACUUUCGGAUGCAGGUUGCCCCUCUUUCAGGCCAGCGCCUUUGCCUUCUUGGCUCCCGCUCGAGCGAUCCUGUCUUUGGAUAAAUGGAAAUGUAACACCACAGACCUUUCAGUUACCAACGGAACACUGGAGCUGUUGCAUACCGAACACAUCUGGUAUCCAAGAAUCCGAGAGAUCCAAGGGGCCAUCAUCAUGUCCUCGCUGAUCGAAGUGGUGAUCGGCUUCCUGGGCCUGCCCGGCGCCCUGCUGAAGUACAUCGGCCCGCUGACCAUCACCCCCACCGUGGCCCUCAUCGGCCUCUCCGGCUUCCAGGCGGCCGGAGAGAGGGCGGGGAAGCACUGGGGAAUCGCCAUGCUAACUAUUUUUCUAGUGCUGCUGUUUUCCCAAUAUGCCAGAAAUGUCAAAUUCCCCCUCCCAAUUUACAAAUCGAAAAAAGGGUGGACGGCCUACAAGUUGCAACUCUUCAAAAUGUUUCCCAUCAUUCUGGCCAUCUUGGUGUCUUGGCUGCUGUGCUUCAUCUUCACGGUGACGGACGUCUUCCCCCCCGACAGCACUAAAUACGGCUUCUACGCCCGCACGGACGCUCGCCAGGGCGUUCUCUUCGUCGCUCCUUGGUUUAAAGUCCCCUACCCAUUUCAGUGGGGGCUGCCGACGAUCUCCGCGGCCGGGGUGAUCGGGAUGCUGAGCGCGGUGGUGGCCAGCAUCAUCGAGUCCAUCGGCGACUACUAUGCCUGCGCCCGGCUCUCCUGCGCUCCACCCCCGCCCAUCCACGCCAUCAACAGGGGCAUUUUCAUAGAGGGCCUGUCCUGUGUUCUGGACGGAGUGUUUGGCACCGGGAACGGAUCUACCUCUUCGAGCCCUAACAUCGGAGUGCUGGGCAUCACCAAGGUGGGCAGCCGACGAGUCAUCCAGUACGGGGCCGCCCUGAUGCUCAUGCUCGGCAUGAUAGGGAAAUUCAGCGCUCUGUUCGCAUCCCUUCCCGAUCCGGUGCUCGGAGCCCUCUUCUGUACUCUCUUCGGCAUGAUCACUGCCGUGGGACUGUCCAAUCUACAGUUCAUCGACUUGAACUCUUCCCGGAACCUCUUCGUGCUCGGAUUUUCAAUCUUCUUCGGACUCGUCCUGCCGAGUUACCUCAGGCAGAACCCAUUGGUCACAGGGAUUUCAGGAAUCGACCAAGUGCUCAAUGUUCUGCUGACAACAGCGAUGUUCGUGGGAGGCUGUGUGGCUUUCGUUUUGGAUAACACCAUCCCAGGCACCCCGGAAGAGAGGGGGAUCCGCAAGUGGAAGAAAGGCGUGGGCAAAGGGAGCAAGUCCGUGGACGGCAUGGAGUCGUACGAUCUGCCCUUCGGCAUGGACACGGUCCGGAAGUACCGCUGCUUCAGCUACCUGCCCAUCAGCCCCACCUUCGUCGGCUACUCCUGGAAACGCUUCCGGAAGGGCAGUAACUGCAGGGGGCCGGACGCCGACCGGGACCCGGACCGGGACGAGGACGAGGACGCGGCCACCGUAUAGCCCUCCCCUCCCCCCUCGGCCGGGCGGGACGGGGAGGAGGGGGGCGGGAGGGGCGGGAGGGGAGCCGUCCGCUCCGGUCCCGGCCUUCGGCGGACCCGCGCCCGUCGCUGGGCGUCCGGAACCUCGGGUUUUGUAUAUCCCCCCGGAGAUCCGGGAGUCCGGGCUUUCCGGUCGGGGGCGGCGGCCGUGCCCGGCAGAGCGCCUCGGCCGCCCUCUUCCCGGAAAGCCUCCAUCGCGGUCUCUUUCCUUCGCCGGCGACGAGGGUCGCGCGGGGCGCGGGACCCCCGGACUCCUGGACCCCCCAGAGCCUCGUGAGGGGUGUGGGACCCCAGGGGUGCCGUCCCGCCGUCACCUGUCUUUUCCGCCCCGCUCCGGUUCUCUCCCGGGUUUCUUCCCUCCCAUGCCUUGGGCCAGACCCCCUUCGAGUCCCCCGUUAUUCCCGGCUGCGGGGACUCCCCUCCCCAGCCGCCCCCCUCCCCCGAACCUCAUUUUCAGGCUGACAGAUGGAGACCACCCCUCCCCAGAAUGCCGCCGGCCCAGGCCACGGCGACUCCGCCCUCCGCUGGCCGAGGCGGGGUCGGGGCCCGCCCACCCCACGGCCCGAGGUUCGGCCACCGCGGCCGUCCUCCUGCCUCUGAACCGGGCCGGAGAUCCCGCCGCGGGAUCGAGUCGGGCGGGGGGGCCUGGGCCUGCUACUUUCUCAACUGACCCGGGGAAAUGUAAACACUAAGGAAUCCGCCCCCAGGGCUCCCCUCACCCCCAUUCCCUCACUCCCCGCUCUUAGUCCCAAGCGGAGGCAGCCGGUUCUAGAGGGGGACCCUCCCCCGGUCAGGGAGGCACCGUACGGGACGCCAUCACCCCCCGGGGCAGCGGACGGGCAGCGGACACCCGGCACCUCUGGGACUGGCCGAUCCGCCGCGACUCGGCCGUUCCUUGGACAUUCGAGCUCAUCGCGCAUUCGUUACCAAGUUCCAUUCGCGUUUAGUGUUCUUACUGUUGCAAGUUAGUUUUAGACCUCGGUGUUUUCAGCGUGACUCCCCUUACCUCCCGCUCCCGUCCCCCCAGCCCCCGAGAAAACACCCCGACACUGGUAAAGCCGCGGAGAGGGUCGGGCAGGCCGGUGAAACGCGAGGCGUUGGUCUCCCGAGAGAACGGCAGCGGUUACUCCCAAGCGCUAGCGGAUUUGCCGAGUAGGACCCCGCAGCCCGGUUGCCCCUGGGUGUGUCUGAGGAAAAGGGUGGAAACUGAGUCAGCUGGGGCGGGUGGGGGGGAGGCGCGGCGGCGAGACGGAGCCAGGGCACGUGGGCCGGUUUCCUUGCGGCUCUCGCCGGUUCUUGCCGGUUCUUUGAGGGACCCCCGAACCUCUGGCCCCGUCCCGCGCACGGGCGAGCGACGGUCUCGUUCCACUGGGUCUCCUCGCGGGACGUUAGCCACAAGCCGCCUGGUCUCCUCGAAGGAUGUUAGCCGCAGGCCACUCGGUCUCCCUGAGGGACGUCAACUAUAGACCACGCGGUCUCCCCGAGGGAUGUCAGCCACAGACGGCACGGUUUUCUCAAAGGACGUUAGCCACACUCGGUCUCCCUGAGGGACGCCAGCUACAGGCCACGCGGUCUCCCUGAGGGACGUUAGCCAGAGGCCACGCUGUCUCCUCAAGGGAAAUUAGCCACAGGUCAUUCGGUGUCCCCGAGGGACCUUAGCCACAGGCCCUUCGGUCUCGUCGAGACUCCCUGGGCCCCGCGGCCUCACAGUCCCGCAAAUUCCCAAGAGCCGGAGGCUCGGGGGUCGAUCCCCGCGAGUCGGAGGGUACAAGUGGGAAGAUUUCCGCCCCUUGCUACUCCAGUCCCUGGGCGUCCGUGAGAAGCAGACGGUGGGAGCCUCGCGGCGAUUCGCUGAGUCCUCUUCGCCCUCACGGGUCGGCGAUCCCUAGGCCUAAGGAAAGGGGCAGGUGUCGUGGUCGGUCGGAGACGGCUCGCGCUCUCUGCGCUCUUCUUCAGCCCCCCUCCGAUUCCCCACCCCGGAGAGAGUUCCAGUGCUCAGCCCCCGGCUCCGACGUGACCCCUGUGCCACGGAAAGCGCGCCGACACAUCCGGUUCUCCCGGUUGGCCCCGUCUCCGAAAAGGUGUUCCGCGGAGGCAGUUUGGGAUCCCAAUGAUUCCCAAAACUCGGGGCCACCAUGGGCUGGGGGGUCGAGGGCGGACCUGUGGGCGCCUCGGAGGCGGGACGGAUUCCCAGCUCCCUCUUCUCCUCGGAGGAGAGAGAGGAAAAUGGUCAUCGGGAAUCCGGGCGGGAUUCCCUUCCUGAGUGGAUUUUUUCGAGCGCUGGAAACUGCUGAUUUUAGUUGGGGGUAGGGAGCGUGAAGGAAAGGGGCACGAAGGAAGCCCAUCCCCUCGGCAGACGUGUCUUUCGAAGCCCCCUUUAACCCCGGAGACUGGGAUAAGACCCCCCAUCCCCCCGCUUCCUCCUCCAGGGUCUCAGCCGCUAACGUGACGCGCCGUGGAAUCGUUUCAGGGGGAACGUUUCCAUUCCUCGUCGGCCCCGGGUCGACGGGUCCACCGGUAACCCCUCUCUCCCGUAGAGUUAUCCGAGUGGGGCGGGGGCGGAGGUCAGGAGAAAAAUUCAGCCUCGCCCAGACCGAGAGAGCCAGUGUUGGAGGCCAAAAUAUCCGCACUGGGCCCUCCCCUCUCCGGCGGCCGGAGGAACGCGGAGAACCACCUCCGGCCUACCGGGCGGAUUUUCUUUCCGGAGGCCGGGUCGAUUGCGUGCGAUCUGCCUACGGCCGAGAUCAAAUUCAACCGCGAUGGCGCGGGGGCCGGCGGGAAGGGGGGUCCGGCCGGCGUGGGGGAGAAGGGGAGACGAGAUACCCCCCCCGGCCCCGGGAUCCGCUUUGUACCUUUUAAUACUGAUUUUUUCAACUACGCCAACUUGGUUUGUACAUGAACGGUGGCAGUAUUUCCAUACGUUAAAAGUUAAACAUUUCCACCCGGGAUAAUGAUCACAGGUUUCCAGGGAGGGAGUGAUAUGAUUUUCAUGACAAUGUCAUGUGGUAAUAGAAUUUCUCCAUUGGUGAACCUCUAGUAGCUGUCUAUACUUUAUUUGCCCACGCUUCGGUUUCGUGGCCGAGAGCUGAGUUGCGGUUUUCACUUCACGUCCCCGCUGAAACCUCGGUUGUAGCAGAUGUGAGCGUCGUCAGCGUCGUCUGGGCCACGGGGGUGGUCCCCGGGCCAGGGGAGGAUCGAGAUCCGGUCGGGAGCGGGGGGAGCCUGGGGUGUAGACGGAGCCGUAGACGCUAGCGAACCGCUCUUCUCCAUCCCCGCCCCACCCCGAGCCACCGCGGUAGCGUAAACGUUGGAUGUUUUCUGCACGAUUCAAGCCCGCUUGUGCCGAGUAUCUAAUCACGUGUGUGUUCGUCUGUACAGUGCCCCAGCACGAGAUCCCGCCCCUUCCCCGACCCGCGUCGAAGGCCGGCUCCAGUAGAAGUUGUAGUCGCGGUAUUUAUUGAGCGCUCACCACGUGCAGAGCACCGUCCUGAGCGCCGGGAGAGAGCGUCCGGAUGGGAAUCGGCGGUCCCCGUCCCUCGGGCGGCUUCCGGGCCCCGGGGGACUCCCCCGCUUCCCUGACCGGCGGGCAGCGACUCGGUCAUCGCUUCGCUCUCGAUUUUCGCAGCGUCGCUCUCCCCCGUCCCCCCGGCCCGGCCUUCCGGCUCGGGGCGACCCCCGCGUGAUCCCCCCCGACGUCGCCGACGUGCCCGAGCGACCUUGCCCUGCCCCCCCAGCCCUCCUCCCUCAGUAUCCCUAUCGAGAACUGCCGUGUGCGUGCGUGUGCGUGCGUGUGUAUGUCCGCCUGCCAGACACCCAGGACAUCUUUACCCGUGUCGACGUCGUGCUGACAGUUCAAAUUACUGUACUUUUAUCGGUUCAGAACAACCUCUAACAUAUUAACUAUCGACCGUUCUUAAAGCAGUGGGGAUAAGGCCUAUGUUUUUCCAUGAGUUUUGUGAUGACCCCGGCUGUAAACGUUUUGUGGGGGGGGGUGGGGGGAGGCAUACCAAGGUGGUCAUGUUCCUUUUCUUCUUCCGUUCGUUCGUUUCUUCGGUGGUUUUUUGAGAUGUUUUUUAAAGAUUUCAUAUUGUUUCUGUUUUUUUUCUAACAUGCUUCAUUAAACGUUUAAAUAUUUAAAAAUAUGUAAUAUUUGGACCAGAUGUUGUGAAUAAUAGUAGAGAUAAAGCUAUUUUAUUCUGUAUUUUUAAAGCUGUUCGAUAUAAAUAAAAGCUGACCUAGACGCCCCCCA